Saxophila tyrrhenica is the source of this 726-nucleotide messenger RNA. RefSeq lists its product as uncharacterized. Bases 1 to 726 code for a protein of 241 amino acids. Lineage: Eukaryota; Fungi; Ascomycota; Dothideomycetes; Mycosphaerellales; Extremaceae. The record is from RefSeq and is a predicted model, not a curated record. The transcript has a single exon.
AUGUCUUGCCUGUUCAAUCUGUUGCGCCGCCGCAAUAUCUCUUCGUCCCUGAACGCCGACGAACAGCCGCUACUGCCAACCACGGCUCCCAUCUCCGCCCCUGAGAACAAUCAUCAGCCGCCACGCCCGGGCUCCCUGUUCGACGCGAUUGCACAUGCAGACACUGCCUUCGGUCACAGCCCGUGCGAGAGCUUGAAGGAGAUGAAGCUUCAUUCGAAGCACAAUUCACCGGCACUGUCGCGCCGUGCCUCUGACAGCAUGAUCCACUCUUCGACAACAGGGUCAUCCGUUACCGUCACUGCUGCUCCUGAGCCAAAGACCUUCGGGAACCGCAGAUGCUCGGAAUGCGGCCACCGCUGCUCCAUCUUGGGCCGUAUCGUGUCCAGGCUCAAUCACUGCCCAGCGAGCGACGGCGACUGCUGCGACGGAGAGUGCUGCGACGGAGACUGCUGCGAAGGUCUAGCCAAAUGCCUCGCUCGCACCACCUCUGGACAAGACGGAACGGUCUCUCUCACCAGCCAGGCAGCUCUGCUGGAGAAGAUCGUCACGAUGGAAGCCAAAGAGUGCCACAAUCUCCGCCACGAAGCGAUCUGGGAGUGCUCGGCGAAGGGAAGGCAGUACUUCAGGAAGGUUCUGGACAACAUCUCACGCAGGUCGAGGCGCAGCUUGGAGGGUACGGAGGACAGGGAUGGCAGUGAGGAAUAUGGUAUCUGCUGGAACUGGUAA